Molecule: messenger RNA, 3201 nt
Organism: Oryzias latipes (Japanese medaka)
Lineage: Eukaryota; Metazoa; Chordata; Actinopteri; Beloniformes; Adrianichthyidae
Gene: inpp5ja
Product: inositol polyphosphate-5-phosphatase Ja
Biological process (GO): phosphatidylinositol dephosphorylation; negative regulation of peptidyl-serine phosphorylation
Cellular component (GO): cytoplasm; plasma membrane; ruffle
Molecular function (GO): phosphatidylinositol-3,4,5-trisphosphate 5-phosphatase activity; phosphatidylinositol-4,5-bisphosphate 5-phosphatase activity
Source: RefSeq, a predicted model, not a curated record
AGAGGUGCCGGUACGCAGGAGGGGCAGGCGGACAUUCUGGCCGCAAAGCGCGCACAGCAGUCCACUCCAAGUGUGCGCUCUGCGAGAUCACGAGUGUCCGUCGACACUUUCAAGACUCAAACGUUUGGGAAACGAGAUGCGUGAUCGCUUUUCUGUUUUGAAUGCCCGGUCUGCGGCGUGGACGGCACAGUGACAUCACAGGCGCUGUCCAUGGUACCGACAGGUCGCGUGCGCCCCGUUUUCUUUCCAUCAUCCAACCUUCUAUUUUAAUAGACAGUAAGGGGUAAUGAAAAAAGGAAAAUAAAGUCUGCUUUUCCUCUGUGGAUUUAGAUCAACCUUGCGGUUCACCUUAAGGAGCUUUGUAGAUGUGCAUCGGAUAUUUUGAAAUCUUAUUUUUAAUUUUUAAAAAGGACUACACGGGUUGAUGGAUCGCCUGGCCAACAAGGAAGUCAGCACGGAUCCUUUUGGUCUAAAUGUCAAGGCCAGAUCCUAUGAUGAGGGGGGUCCAGAUCCUCCUCUGCAGCAGGAAGCGGAGGAGACCGUUCUCAUCAGUCUGUCGGAGGCGCUCAAGAUCCAGUCUGAACUGAGCCCCAAACAGCCCCUGAAAAUGACUGACAAAAGGUUAACGGAGCACCCAAAAUCUGGGUCCACUCCCCUGGCGAGCAUAAGCCGGCCCAGACCAACUGCUCUCAGAACUAAAUCUUCUCCGAGAUCAAACAGACUCUCAUCUGAGUCUUCCAAGGAAGUUGACUUGAUCCCCUCUGGUAUUCCUGGACCUCAGAACUCGAGUAUCCUGCCACAUUCAAAGUCAGACUCGGCCUUCCCUCUUUGCAGCGUUCAAGGUCCCAAAAACCCUCAACCUUACCUGAACCCCAACACGAGCCUGCCUUUGUCCAGGCCCAGCCCAAAUCUGCCCCUCAGUCUCAGCUCAAACUCCAGCCUCAGCCCUCAGAGAACUCCAUCACCUGGAAGCUGCAGCCCAGCUCAGUCUGAGAGGCCCGGAGAGGAGAACAAAGACUUCAGGGUGUACAUCGUCACAUGGAACGUGGGAUCAGCUGUCCCUCCAGAUGACAUCACGCCAAUGUUUGGACCAAAUGUUUCAGAUGGGAACAUCGACAUGUUCGUCAUCGGACUCCAGGAGGUCAACUCCAUGAUAAACAAAAGGCUGAAGGAUGCUCUUUUUUCAGACCAGUGGAGUGAGCUUUGCAUGGACACUCUCAGUCCGUUUGGAUAUGUUUUGGUGGCAUCCCAGCGAAUGCAGGGAGUGCUGCUAAUGGUUUUCUCCAAGUUUUGCCACCUUCCCUUCCUCAGAGGUGUGCAGACACAGAGCACUCGCACAGGACUUGGGGGUUACUGGGGAAAUAAAGGCGGUGUGAGCGCGAGGAUGACGGUGUUUGGACACCCGGUGUGCUUUCUGAACUGUCACCUGCCGGCUCACAUGAGAAACCUGGAGCAGAGGGUGGAGGACUUUGAAAGCAUCCUGCAGCAGCAGCAGUUUGAGGGAGGGACAGCGCCGGGAGUACUGGACCAUGAUGUGGUAUUUUGGUUUGGGGAUUUAAACUUCCGGAUUGAGGACUAUGACAUCCAUGUGGUGAAAUGUGCCAUUGACAGCAACAAGCUGCCUCUGCUCUGGGAGAGGGAUCAGCUCAACCUGGCAAAAAACACAGAGUCCAUCCUGGAUGGUUUUAUGGAAGGACCACUUAACUUCCCACCUACGUAUAAGUUUGACGUGGGCACUCACACCUAUGACACCAGUGCAAAGAAGAGAAAACCUGCCUGGACAGACCGCAUCCUCUGGCGCCUUCGUCGCACCGGUUCCCCAGUUCCUACCCACAAUGCCUCACUGCAACGUGGUCUGACUUCAUGGUUGGGUGGGGCAACUAAAGUGACACAACACAUGUACCGAAGUCACAUGGGCUUCACCAUCAGUGACCACAAGCCCGUUUCUGCAUUGUUUUCACUGCAUUUUCCAUUCAGGGUGGAUAAGCCUCUGGUGGAGCUGCAGGUCAACAAAGAGUGGAGCAAAGUGUCAGAUGCUGUGGUCAGAUACACCAUUGCAUCAACGUACCAGCGCAGCUCAUGGGACUGGGUAGCCAUUUACAAGAUUGGGUUCAAACACUACAAGGACUACCAGGUGUAUGUGUGGGCCAAAGGGGAGAUCGCAACACAGGUGACAUUUCCAGAGGAAGAUUUGCCGAGAGAUGACUGUGAAUACAUCCUGGGUUACUACAGCAAUAAUAUGAACAGCAUUGUUGGAUUGUCAUCAAUAAUUAAGAUCAAAAUGCCGGCUCACAGCCCCAACGUCUCCCGCUCUGACAGCUCAGAGGAGAGUUCAGAAGAUGACAGCACUCUUGUUCUGCUGACUCCAAACUCCCGCAGUCCAAGCCCUAAAACGGGAAAACGCCACCAUCGUCAUCGUCGUAGUCACAGUCCUGCCGUUCCAGCUCUCUCCUCAAACCCUCUCCCCUCCCUGCAAGGCCUAGGCCUCAGUCAUCGCACAAAGGAGAGCCACACACAACGCCGCUCACCCUGCUCUGCUUCUAAAAAGGAACGACUUGUCUCCCCUGACAUGGGGCCAUCUCCCAUCAGCCCCCUCAGUCCUCGAAGCCCAGUGUCUCCGGGUUGUAGGGUGACUGCCCCUGAGGCCCUGAUCGUGGCGAUCUUAGGUGAAAACAGUCCAGCUCAGAUAAGCCCCACAGGCGUGAAGCACAUACGAACACCUGAAGAAACUGUUACAGCAAAGAAAAUCAACACAAAGAGUUGAAAUGAAUUCAAACUGAAACAAUCAGUGCGUUCAGGAUCGUCUGACCCGCCUCUGUCUUUGUGUUGACUACCAGUAAUGAGUGUAACUGUAACAUGUCCCAUUUUGUAACCCUGCAGUCGGCUAUUUUUGAGUGUAUUUUCAUGUUCUGCUGUAACAUAUGUGUGGAAUCAAACACGUGAUCAGACUUUUGAGGUGCUUUCACAUAGACACAGCAGUGCAGUAGUGCAAAUACAAAUGUUGAAAGGGAAAUCGGAGUCUGAGGAGAGCUCUGAUGAGGGCAGUCAGUUACUAUUGACAGCCGUAUGGAUUUUUAAGAGUCUUGUCUCAAAACGAGGACCCUGGGCCAUACGUACUGAUGAUAUCAUAGUUCACAAAAUGUCUUUGUGUGGGGGUUUUUGUUGUAAGUCUGUCUAUUAAAACAUGAAUUCAAUAUUUAA